Molecule: messenger RNA, 9174 nt
Organism: Toxotes jaculatrix (banded archerfish)
Lineage: Eukaryota; Metazoa; Chordata; Actinopteri; Toxotidae
Gene: frem1a
Product: Fras1 related extracellular matrix 1a
Exons: 37
Coding region: 265-6819 (2184 amino acids)
Biological process (GO): cell communication
Cellular component (GO): membrane
Source: RefSeq, a predicted model, not a curated record
GAAGAAGAAGGAGAAGGAGAGGAAGUGCCGGAUGUCAGCAGAUCAGAUCCUGACUGUUUAUGUGAACUGGUAAAAGGCUCACACACCCAUGCAGCAGAAUCAUUAUUAAACCAGGAGAAAAUGUAACAUCUUCUCAAGAGGAAAGGCUCCCUCUGGUCCACUGAGGUCUCUGACUGAAGAGUGUAUCUGAAACAGUCCUGCUUUUGUUUGGAUCCAGUCCCCUGAAGAUCUUACAGGGUGUCGGCCUGAGACUGACUGACAGUGAUGGGUGCGCAGGGUCAAAUGCUGGCCCGGACGUUGCUUCUGGUGCUUCUUCUAGGAAGGGCCUCCUCGUUGCACAGUUCCCUCGUGAAAGUCAAUAAAGGUUUAAAGGUGAAACGGGGUCAGGCAGCCUACCUUGAUGAGGGCGACCUGCAGUUCCAUAUUCCUCGUCAGAAGGACGCGUGCAAGGUGGAGGUGGUGUUAAAUGAGCCCAUAACUCAGCGGGUGGGAAAACUCAUGCCUCAGGUAUUUGAUUGCCAUUAUCUGGCUGAUGAGGUGAAGUAUGUCCAUAAUGGCUGUCCAUUGUUAAAAGAGGACACUGUCAAGCUUCGACUCUACAGGUUCACAGAGACAGAGACGUACAUGGAGGUGUUUUCUCUCCACGUGGACAUUAUGGAACCUGAAUGCACCAUCAUAAAACUUGGGCCUAAAUCCUUAGAGGUUCCUGAAUUCUACAGCCUCUCCGACCCUGUGGAUGGCAACGUGGUGUCCUUCCACUAUGAGAGGAGGUCUAGCCUGGAGUGUAGCAUCCACCUGAGCAGCCAUGGCACCCACCUGCCAGCCCAUGGCCAGCUGGUCACUGGAGAGCCAGAGAAAGCCACCAAGAGGGGGGAUGAACCAGAGAGCUUCAUCCACCUACGUCAGCAACUAGAUAAUAAAGCCAGGGCGAUGUGUAAAUCUGAAGACUGCCUGAAGGGUCUGAAGCUGGUGAAGUUCACCAAAAUUCCCUGUGAUGACUUCCUGUCGAUGGGGCUGAGGUAUCAGCACGUAGACCCUCCAUCCCCCGAUAUAGACUACAUCGCAAUCAGACUGGACCUCACGGACACCAGGAGUGGCAGCAUAUAUCAGUCUGAACAGACCUGGAUUCCCGUGCGGAUAGUCGGUGCAAUGCCCAACCAGCCUCCCAAACCGUCCUUCAUGUCCAUGUUCAUCCUGGAAGUGGACCAGUUCAUCCUCACUCCACUCUCCACCGCUACACUGGAUGCUGAGGAUGAGGAAACUCUCAAACAGCUUUUAGUUUUCAACAUCACCAAACCCCCUGCGGACGGCUUCGUCACUCAUCUGUCCGAUCACACUCGCCCGAUCUCGUCCUUCACAUGGCUGGAUCUCAACGACAUGCUCAUUGGGUAUCAACCUCCAAACUCUUCACACACCCAACGCAGGAAUUACGAGGUGGAAUUUGAGGUUCAUGAUUUUUACUUUGAGAAGAGCCAAGCUAUGACUGUUCACAUGUCUGUUAGGAAUUCAGACACAAACGCGCCCAGAGUGUCCUGGAACAUGGGCCUCAGCCUGUUAGAGGGUCAGUCUCGUCCAAUAACAUGGGAGCAGCUGCAGAUUGUCGACAACGACAACCUGAAUGCUGUCCGUAUCAUCACUGUGGACGGCCUGCAGCAUGGACGGCUCACUGUCAGAGGCGGAAAGGGCUUCAUGUUCACCGUCAGUGACAUCAGAUCAGGCGUGGUUCGCUAUCAUCACGAUGACAGCGACUCAACCAAAGACUUCAUCGUCUUCCGCAUCACAGACGGUCGCCAUCAGACCCGGCACAAGUUCCCCAUCAAGGUCCUGCCGAAGGACGACAGCCCUCCUUUCCUCAUCACCAACAUGCUGCUGGAGGUGUCUGAGGGCCAAACAGCUCUGUUGAGGGGCUCCACUCUCCAGGCGUCAGACUUUGACUCCAGCGAUGACUACAUCCUCUUUAACAUCACCCGCCCCCCUCAGGCAGGAGAGGUCAUGAAAAUCCCAGGACCAGGGCUCACAGGUUACCCUGUCAGCCGCUUUCUCCAGAAGGACCUGUCUCAGUCCAUGGUUUACUAUCGACACCUUGGAAACGAGGUGUUUGAUGAUUCCUUCGAGGUGGUGCUGUCUGAUUUCCACGACCCCCCCAACCUGUCGGAGCCUCAAGUGGUGAUGGUGCACAUAGAACCUGUUCCAGACCAGCCGCCCAAAGAGGUUCCUGGUUCCAGUCGGUGUCUGGUGAUCAAAGAAACAGAAGUGGCCCACAUAACGCGACAGCAGCUCCACUUCGUGGACCAGGAGUCCCCAGACAGUGAGCUGACAUACACAGUGACCACUCCGCCUUUCUACACGGGUCCUCACAGCUCUCCUGAUGCGGGGAGGUUGUUCCUGGUGGACAGCAUACCCAAAUUCACCAAAGACUCCAAUGCACCAGUGCUGAGGCUCUUCACACAGCAUGCAGUGAACUUCAUGAAAGUAGCCUACAUGCCUCCUAUCAUGGACAUCGGCCCUUACCCCCAGUAUAUCCAGUUUGUUCUCUCUGUUACCAACCAUUUAGGCAAAACCAUCACUGGGAUCUGCUUUAACAUCACUGUGAUACCAGAAGACAACCAGCCACCACAGGUCAUCACCAGCGCUCUGACCGUAGAUGAGGGAGGGGAGUGCUGGCUCGGCCCCGAACACUUGCUGCUGUCAGACGUGGACUCUAUGGAAGAAGCCCUGCAGGUGGAGCUGCAGAGGGAGCCACGGCAUGGAGCUCUGCAGCUCGGUGGCUGCCCGCUCCAACCAGGCCAAGCUUUCACGGUGCAAGACCUGAAAAGCUUAAAAGUUAGGUACAAUCACGACAGCUCAGAAACCGUGGAGGACAACAUUGAAUUCGCUGCAACCGAUGGCACCAAUUCAGUCCGUUUCCUCCUGCCAGUGGAGGUGAAUCCCAUCAAUGACGAGGUCCCGGUGCUGGUCUCCGGUUUGAAGCCGGUUCUCAGCUGUGCGGAGGGACAGGAAAUAGUCAUCACGGCGGAGUACAUCUACGCUUCUGACGCUGACAGCGACAACAGCACCCUGGCCUUUUUAAUAGCCCGGCAGCCGUAUCACGGCGUGGUGCUGCGGAACGGUGUGGUGGUGGAUCGCUUCAUCCAGGCAGACAUCACUGCAGGGAUGAUCACCUACAGACACACAGGAGCGGAGAUUGGUCUCACCCCUCGCCGUGACACCGUCACGUUCGUGGUUUCUGAUGGAGAAACGGAAAACUCCGCUCUGUGCUGCGACGGGAGAAAUCCCAUCAGGACCAGAGGCGCAGCUCAGCUUCGGGACAGCCUGCCUGUGUACGACCUCCACAUCACCGUGUUUCCGGUUGACAGCCGACCACCUUCACUCACAACAGGAGACAUCUUCACGGUGAAUGAAGGCGGGACAGCCCCGAUAACUGCGUCUCAUCUGAAGGCCUCGGACGUGGACACCGUCCUGGAUGAGCUGGUGGUCAGCCUGAUUUCUCCACCCCAGUUUGGCUACAUUGAAAAUGUCCUUCCCAGUCCUGGCUUUGAGAAAAGCAACAUGGGCAUAAGCAUAGCUUCCUUCUCAUACAAAGAUGUCAUUGACGGUCACGUGAACUACGUCCAGUCCAGACACCAGAGGAUGGAGCCCACAGCGGACCAGCUCAUGCUCUGUGUGUCAGACGGCAAACACAGCUCCGCCCACGUGCCCUUCUACAUCAUUAUUAACCCCACGAAUGAUGAGAUCCCAGAGUUUCUGGCUCGCAACAUCACAGUACGGGAAGGAGCAAUGAAGCAGCUGGACACGUCGGUGCUGAACGCAGUGGAUCUGGAUGUCCCCAGGAACGUCCUUCUGUUCAGCGUGGUUAAACCCCCUCAGCACGGCAGCAUCAUCGACCACGUCAGCGAAAAGCCAGUCAACAAGAGACGAGAGGCCAGUCCCCAGUCCCCCGUGGUCGACUUUACAAUGACAGAUCUUAUUAAUGGUAUGGAGCUGAUGUAUAUGCACGAUGACUCAGAGAACAUGGAGGACACUUUUACCAUCCAGUUAACUGAUGGCAGGCACCAACUCCACAGACAAGUGAUGGUUAAAGUGCUGCCAGUCAAUGAUGAGCAGCCGCGUACCAUAAGGAACAACGGGCUGGAGGUGGAGCCUGGAGACGCCCGGCUUAUAUCCAGCGUUACGCUAUUCGCACAGGACAGUGACACUCCGUCUUCAGAGGUCAUGUACAUAUUUGACAGCGUUCCUACCCAAGGACUCCUUCAACUUAAGGAGGGUCAGGGCUGGGUGACGCUGACAGCUGGGAGAAACUGCACCCAGGAAACGGUGGACAUGAACCUUCUGCGCUACGUGCACACAGGCCUGCACGCUGCCAGAACACAGGACUUCUUUGUCUUCCACUUGCUGGAUGGAGAGAAUCAAUCACCCCCACAGCACUUCCACAUCUCUGUCAAAGAUCUUGAGAAAGGAAACAUCGCCGUCUUUGUAAAGCCAGCGAAAGUGAGUCGGGGUGACCGCGUGGUCCUCACCACGGACGUGCUGUUGGCCACGGACGGCACAGAAAAGCCCGAAGAGCUUCUGUACGUCAUCACCAACCCUCCUGCGCAUGGACACGUCGAGUACAUCAAGCAUCCUGGAGUGGCCAUCUCCACCUUCAGCCAGAUGGACGUAGCGGCAAACCUUGUAGCUUAUGUGCACGACAACCGAGCCAGCACGCCCACGGAAACCUUUCAGUUUGUUGUGAGUAACGGUAAAACCAGCCGUAAUGGAACCUUCGAGGUCUCAGUCGAAAUGGUGGAUCGUGUCCUGCCAUCCUUGUCCUCCAACAAAGGCAUCACAGUCCCCCAGGGUUCCUCCAUCAUCCUGGGUCCCGACUGCCUUGCCCUUUCUGACCCGGACACUCCGCCCAGCGCCCUGAAAUUUACCCUCCUCCAGCCUCCACAGUAUGGCCGGCUGCUUUUAGCCGGUGCCGCCCUAACUGCUGGAUCCAUCUUCACCCACAGACACAUACAAGAGCUGGAGGUAUCGUAUAAACAUGACGGAGGGCCGUCGCAGAUCGACCGCUUUGCCUUCACUGCCUCUGACAGCACCAAUCGAGGCUUCCUCCUGGAGGGGCGUCUACAAUCGGACCCUGUGUUCUUCACCAUUCAGAUCAAGCCUUUGGAUAAGUCGCCUCCUGAGGUCGUGAAGCUACUCCCUCUUUGGAAAGCUGAGGUUUUGGACGACGGACGAUACGGGAUCUUUGUGUCGUCUCGGGAGCUGAAGGCCCAAGACAGCGACAGCAGAGAAGAAGAGCUGAUACUCUGCAUCGUUCGCCCGCCCUACUUUGGUUACCUGGAAAACGUUACCACAGGAGGUUUUGUGCCACAGCGCUUCUCUCAGUCGGAGCUGAGCAAGCGAACCAUCGUCUACAUCAUCGAUCCAGAACGGGAGUCUCUCUCAGACAGCCUGGAGUUCAGAGUGUCUGAUCCUUUAGGGAACACCGGGCCAUCUCACACACUGGAGUUCAGCUGGUCCAGCGUGGAGCUGUCUCAGCCCGAGUACUGUGUGUGUGAGGAGCAGGGAGGCAUCUCGCUGGACAUCAUCCGAAAAGGAAACCUGGCAGAGUCCUCAUAUAUCACUGUCAAGGUCAAGGAGGUGACUGCGAUUGCCGGAAGAGAUUUCCUCAUAAACCCUUCAUCCCUCAUUCAGUUUGAUCCAGGGGUGUCAAAGAGGAGCUGGCAGAUCGAGAUGGUUCAGGAUCACCUGGAGGAGGCGGAGGAAGUGUUCGAAGUGCUGCUGGUCUCCCCUGAAGGUACAACGAUUGGCAGCAUCCACAGAGCUCAAGUCACCAUCAGGGACUCUGGAAGAGGACAGUGCGGGCUGAACCAGGAUCAGGAGACUCCUGUCCUCGGAGGAAAAGAGAUUAGGUCAGACACGUACCCUCAGCAUGGAUCCAUUCAACUAGAGAAACUUCCCUUAGGAACGGAAUCAGUCAUCUGGUCUCGUGGAGACAGCGUCUCCAGGCCUGCAGGUCUCCCAAAAAAGAAACUCAGAGUUACAGGCAAUCCAAAGUCUAUUGCACCUUCGUCAGUUUUUCACAACGGGUCAGACAUCGUUUACACGUAUCAUGGCAUCAUGCAAAUGCAAGUAGAAGAUGACACCUCGGCGUCCAGGAAGGGCCGAAAAGCAAACGUCCGUGUGGUUAGCCGAGGGCCACAGCAGCGGGCGUCGGCAGGGCUUACUGAACCGAAGCCGGAUCCUCAGAGAAAGAGCUCAACGCCUCGGAAAACUGGACUGGCUAAAGGACACGCUGCAGCUGAUGACUCCAUCCCCAAACCCUGUGUGCCAGAACUCAUGGGAUUUCUGCAUUUCAACCAAACCACCAAUCAGCUCUUUCACUGCAACGGUGUCUCCUGGAAACCCUGGGCACCAACGGAUCAGACGGUGGGCGCUCAGAUGUGUCCUCGGGGCUGGACGUUUCGCGGUGGCCACUGUUACAUCCUCAGCUCUGAGAGCAAAGCCACCUGGAGCACAGCGAACAGAGCCUGCAGGGAGAGAUAUAAAGGAACUCUAGCGAGUGUUUGCUCUAAAGCCGACAUGGACUGGCUGUGGGACUUCAGUGGAAGAAAACCAUUCUGGAUAGGUCUGAAUGACAGGGAAGGCCGAGGACGCUGGGAGUGGGCGGGUGGCGAGCCGGUCAGCUACACCAACUGGAGGAAGACGCCCCCCCCACGCUCGAAAAUGAAAGGAAGCAAAAAGUGCGUCCUGGUGUGGAGAAGGGCCAAGUGGCAGAUAAGGGACUGUAAAACCAGCCGAGGCCAUCGCUUUGUGUGCUCAGUCAAGACUUGAAUCUGAAUUCGUGUAAUAAAGUGUUCGCACGCCACAAAGCGCUCACUGUGGUGUUUGAGAGGAGUCGCAGGAGGAAGGACUCAUCCUCAGGACGUCUGAACUGCACAGUAAGACCACUUUCCAGUAAGGAUCAGUAGGAACUGGAACUUGACUGGAACUGGUUUGAACCAUUAUCGUGUCUGGAAAGUAACCUGCUACACUAAGUGACAUUGUUUACACAGCAUUUAUUCGAAUUAGCCACUGAAAGUAUUGUUAUAUAUGUAAAGCUAAGAGAUUUUUUUUUUUUAAAACAUGUAUUUGAAUUCUUUUUGGCAGGUUCACUUAUUGUACUUUGUGCAAGUUUCCUGCAGGUCCUGCGACGUUACCUAAGGCAUCAUGUGUCCAGACCCAGUAAUUAGACUGUUGUUAUUUUAAUUUAUGCUAAGCCUACACUGUACAUACACCAAAAUGAAUUUAUGGUUAAUCAGAUUACCACAACCCCAUAUCUACAGGCAAACACAUAAUGGAAAUUCCUUGCCUGUGUAUACUGUACUUGUUGGGAAUUUUGGUGGGGGUGGGGGGGUUCAGCAAGGGUUCACAUCAUCUGUGUAUUUCCUCUUUGUUAAAUUGCGGAUUCACUUCUAAUCUUUGUUUCAACAUGUUUCUGUAAAGAUCAGGACGAAGCUCCAGCUCUUCAUUUCGCUCAAAACACCUUCAAACCUCAUGAAUUCCAUUCACAAACACAUUUAUUUGGCCAUGUAAACAGGAAAAAAAAACCCAAAGAUCAUAAUAAAGUUCAAGAUGAAAUCAUCUGUGUAAAUGAAGCUCUCAUGGAGCCAUAAUUACUAUUAAUUUUUUUUCUAAUGAAUUCUAUUUCUGUAGAAUUCCUACAGCUUGUUUUUAGGAAACAGACGCUCCAUCUGUGAAAUCUCCAAGAUGCAGCUGUACUGUAAGUGAUCCUACGUUAAUGUCUUUGUGAGCACCAGCCUCAAAAUAAGCUCUUAUCCCAGAGAUUUUUAAGCCAUUAAAUGUAUUAUUUCUACUUCUAAGACACACUGACAUGCUGCUGCUGCUUUUUUUUUUUUUUUUGAGAAUUGGGCUCUAUUGGUGUUAUUUAGAUCUGGGCCAGUGGGUCUUGCGAGCCACAAGGUUUAAGCGGCAAUGUGAUUAUCCCCAUCAUGUGAUCUAGAGCUGGGGUAUGAAAGAAGGCCUUUUAUAUGAGCUGUAAGCAGUUCUCGAGAAGGUCUGCGUGCAGUGCAAAGAUACAGCAUCUCCUCUUCAGCUCGGUGAGUCCAGCUAAAACUCAACACAUAUACAUGUAGAUGAGGCAGCUGUAUUUGAGUGUAACAGGUAAACCUGAGACACUUGUGUUUCAGAUAAGAGUCCACGUGGUGUUAUGACUGAUGCUUGCUACUGUAAUUGAUAAAAUGCUCUUUCCUAAACUUACUUUAGCAGCAGUUAGAACCUCAGUCAGUCACCGUCAGUGUUUAAUGGAACAGAAUCACUUGCUAGCAGGGAAAUUCAAUCUUAUUCUGGGUUAAACUCUGAGAGGCAUUAAGAUUAAGAUUAGCUCUUUGUAUUACAAACAUGCUAAAGAGACUGAGCGGUUGAUGGAUGUAAUGGACACUGAUUUCAUUCAGCUGCAUUAGAUCUGGUAUUAAGGUAAUGUUAUUGUGUCAGGUAACCAUCACUGCACUGUCUCUGAGAAAUGUGAUUUGCGCUCUAGCUAAAAAUGCUUAAACUAAACAAGAAAGAGCUACAUGUUAGAUACGUCAUAGUUCAUUUUAACUUUGGACAAAGCCAGGCUAGCCGUUUCCCUCUGCUUCCAGUAUUUAAGCUAAGCUAAGCUAAUCACCUCCAGACUCCAGGUUCAUGUUUAGCACACAGACAUUUCACCAAGACAGAAAACAAAUGAAGACAACAAUACUCAUGACAUAUUCUGCAUUAGUGCACAUUGAGCUGGAGGAACUGGGCCAUGAGGUUGAAAUGAUUUGCCUGAUAAACUGUGGCAUCACACAGGGGGGACGGGUGGUAGAGGGGUGCUACAUUCCCAUUCUGAUGCCGGUGCACACACUACGUCUCCCAGAAUGCCUCACCACACAGACAGGUGUAGUAGGUGCUUAAGCCACCUGAUUGCAGCAGGCCUGGGGGACCUGAGGAGAGAACAAAGGGAGCAGGGAGCAUGGACUGCAUGGAGUUUAGGACUUUGGAGCGACAGCGUGAAUUCAGGAAAGUACUUUUUUUUUACAAGUGAGACCUGUUCAAGAGGCAGCGUUAAAGACUAUUUGGGGGACUCUGUUACAUGUUUAAAGAUGUUUUUGUUUUUUUUCUCCGGGACAUUUUUUGUUUGAUGUUGAAUGGAUUUCGAUUGAAUAA